AGAAGUUAGAGAAAGAAAGCUUUUCGUGCUGUUUAAAUUUUAGUGCAUAUUUUGUAAAUAUUUUCUUCUUUCUGUUUACCAUAAUUCCUCAAUCUGUAAUUCCCUUAAAAAUUUAAUGGUAGAAUUCGUACCCCCCCACUUGUUCUCUGUUUCUAAUGGAAAAAGGAUGCGGCCGUAAUUCAUUUCCACAGGCAUUCAUUUCAGAUUUUCCAUAACUGUCUUAACUUCAAUUGGCAAUGGCGAUGGUAGAUUCAAGUUUUAUCUUCAUCGGUUUCUCCCCCGUACCUCAUCCCCUUUUGAACAACAAUAAUGGCAGAAAAUUCGGAAUCACGUCGGCAAAACGUACACAAGACUCCGAUUCCGAUUCCGCUUCUUCAACCCAACCAAAUCAAUUCAAAUUUCCAUCUCUGAGAGUAUCAAAUCCACUUCUAGCCCGAUCUGUCGUUUCGGUCCUCGGAUUAGGGUUCGUCGAUGCAGGGUAUAGCGGAGAUUGGUCUAGAAUUGGAGCGAUUACGAAGGAAACUGAAGAUUUGCUUAAGAUUGGAGCUUUGUUGGUUGUUCCGUUUUGUGUAUUUCUCGUAUUUUCUUUCUCAAAAUAUGAUUCGGAUUCUUCGUAAGUGUAUGGAUGAUGGAUUCCCCAAAAUGGUUAGAAAUAAUUUCAAUUUGAAAAUGGUAGCUAAGCCAAAGUUGCUUUUUUUGGUUAGAAGGGAGAUUUUGAAGAACAUGUACAAAAUUCAUUUACUGAUAUGCACAUGGUUCUUGUUGGUUUCCACUCUCA
Cucumis sativus (cucumber) is the source of this 778-nucleotide messenger RNA. RefSeq lists its product as hypothetical. Lineage: Eukaryota; Viridiplantae; Streptophyta; Magnoliopsida; Cucurbitales; Cucurbitaceae. The record is from RefSeq and is a predicted model, not a curated record. The transcript is spliced from 2 exons. The coding region runs from base 237 to 617 and encodes 126 amino acids.